This is a messenger RNA of Aspergillus tanneri, 606 nucleotides long. RefSeq lists its product as uncharacterized. NCBI's taxonomy places the organism in Eukaryota, Fungi, Ascomycota, Eurotiomycetes, Eurotiales, Aspergillaceae. Bases 1 to 606 code for a protein of 201 amino acids. The transcript has a single exon. The record is from RefSeq and is a predicted model, not a curated record.
AUGAGACCGUCUACUGUGCUUCUUGGGGGUCUCCUCGGCCCUCUGUUCAGCUUCACCCGAGCGGCUCCCAUCGAUCAAUUCCCUGGCAACUAUCAAUCCAGUCCACCUCCCCUGGGACCAAGCGACUGGGAGCAUAAUCCACUGUCUGUCUUUUUCAAGGUCCUCAACACUCAGCCCGACCCGGAUUAUGAUAUGCUCAAGGAGCUCGUCACGUACGACUGCACCUAUGUCUCCCUCACCUUCGACAACCCAAUCCUGCAUGGCGUUAUGCCGUGGGCGGGUACCCACACCAACGUUGGUCCGCAGGCCUUCAUUGACAUCUUCACCCGCGUGGGGUUGUACUGGGAACGCGGCCCGUUCUCCAUCGACUAUAUCUUCGGCGAUGGGGGCAAUGUGACAGCUUGGGGGUCGUUUACAGCCACGUCGCGCACGCUGGGGAAGACAGUCAUCUCGCCCUGGGCGGCUCGAGCUCGGGUCAAUAAUGAGAAUCGGAUCUUUUACUUUCAGUGGAUGGAAGAUACCUUUACGACGGCUUCUUCGUUCUGGUCGGAUAACAGCACCAAAGAAUAUGUGUCGAAUCCGCAGGGUGGGACAACAAUCGCAUAA